AUGGACGAUCAUAUCGUGGGUGUUCUUGGUGGCGGCCAACUAGGACGUAUGUUAGUAGAGGCCGCGAACCGCCUCAACAUCCAGGUUGGAGUCCUUGAUGCCGACAGCGCUCCCGCGAAAUAUCUGGCAAACCAUGACAUGCAUGUUACUGGAUCAUUCGCCAACGCAUCCGACGUUAAGGCACUCGCUUCUGGAUGUGACGUCCUGACCUACGAGAUCGAGCAUGUCGAUACCGAGAUUCUUGAAAAGCUGGAGGCGGAGAAACCGUUUAUCGAGGGCACCCAGUGGUCGAGAUUUCAACCCAGCUGGCGAACGGUCAGGACAAUUCAAGACAAAUUCACUCAGAAGCAGCAUUUUGCAAAAUAUUCAAUCCCGAUCUCCAAGUCCAUUGCGGUCAGCCCGUCACAGCAAGGACUGAUAGAUGCCGGCGAGAUACUUGAUUAUCCAUUCAUGUUGAAAUCUCGAACCCAAGCCUACGAUGGGAGGGGUAACUUUCCGGUCAAGUCGAUGUCCGACAUAGGACCUGCCAUUGCGGCCCUCGCAGAACGACCUUUGUAUGCCGAGAAAUGGUCUCAUUUCAAACAGGAGCUCGCAGUCAUGGUUGUCAAAACCGCCCAGGAAGACGAUCCAGACGCGUGGGAGCAGCAUACCUUGGCGUACCCUACUGUGGAAACCGUUCAUGAAGACAGUAUCUGCAAGCUUGUCUAUGUUCCACCCAGGGAUGUCUCGCAGGAAGUCGCACGGGCAGCCCAAGAUCUGGCUCGACGUGCUGUUUCAACCUUUCGGGGAACUGGCGUCUUCGGCGUUGAAUUGUUCCUCCUUCCUGACGACAGCCUCCUCGUUAACGAAAUCGCGCCCCGCCCUCACAACUCUGGGCAUUAUACAAUUGAGGCAUGUCACAUGUCCCAAUUCGAAGCACAGAUCCGUGCUAUUCUACCUGAUCUGGCCUCAAAGAUCCCAGCUGGGGCGACGGAUCUAACGGUCAAUGCGGCAAUCAUGUUGAAUAUUCUCGGAGGUCCACAGCCUGAUUCCCAUACGCUGGUCGCCAAAGCCGCACUUGACGUGCCAGGGGCGAAAAUUCAUCUCUAUGGGAAGGGUGAGGGUCGACCAGGACGGAAGAUGGGACACAUUACAAUUACCGGGUCAAGCUUGUCGGAAUGCGAGAUCAAAAUGCACCCUCUGAUUCAGAUGGUCGACGCCAUACGCGUGCAUCGCCAGGAUCGAUCUGGUGAGCCAUCUGCAUCCUCGAUUCUCAAGACUCAGGCCGAGCUGCUCGGUGCGAAUCCCGCACCGUCUGCUCGGGCUGUCGUGGGCGUGGUAAUGGGGUCUGACACCGAUCUGGCUACACUUCGCCCCGGCCUCACGCUACUUGACUCCAUGAACAUUCCUUACGAGGUGCACAUUACCUCGGCUCAUCGCACGCCGCAGUACAUGCUAGACUUUGGCAAAUCUGCAGCUAGUCGUGGGUUGAAAGCUAUCAUAGCGGCGGCUGGUGGUGCAGCACACUUGCCAGGUAUGAUGGCCUCGGAAACGCCAGUGCCCGUCAUUGGCGUGCCCGUGAAAGCCAGUUCUCUGGAUGGACUGGACAGCCUGCUGAGUAUUGUGCAAAUGCCGCGGGGUAUUCCUGUGGCUACGGUGGGUAUCGGGAACUCAGUCAAUGCAGCGAUUUUGGCAGCCAGGAUUGUGGGAUCAAGCGACGAGAAAGUACGGAAGUGGGUUGCAGACCACCUACAGAAGAUGAACGAUGAGAACAUGGAGAAGGAGUAUCGACUGCAGAGAGAAGGCUGGAAAGUUUACAAGAAAUUGGACGGGUAA
Messenger RNA from Fonsecaea nubica, 1815 nucleotides. Its product is annotated as phosphoribosylaminoimidazole carboxylase, ATPase subunit. Lineage: Eukaryota; Fungi; Ascomycota; Eurotiomycetes; Chaetothyriales; Herpotrichiellaceae. The transcript has a single exon. The coding region runs from base 1 to 1815 and encodes 604 amino acids. The record is from RefSeq and is a predicted model, not a curated record. Gene Ontology annotation, biological process: 'de novo' IMP biosynthetic process. Gene Ontology annotation, molecular function: metal ion binding; ATP binding; phosphoribosylaminoimidazole carboxylase activity.